CGAGCUGCGCCUGAACGCCCCAUGAUAAAGCGGUGAAGGACCUGCCUCCAGAGGAAAGCCAGUCUGGAUGAGUCCAGAGCUGGAAGCUCCGCGGUCUGACAGGAUGGAGGGCAACCUUCAGCGGCUGCUCUGCGGGUCUUACCCCAGGAGGAAGUGACUUCCUGCUGAGUUUAAGGCGGAGGAGACUCCAGCAGCCGAGUUUGGUUUUCAGGUGGAUUUACUGACCCUGCUCCCGCCUCGAGCCGUGAAGCUGUCACAGGACCGCGUUUGCUGAAAACCAGACUGAACAAGAUGAGAUUUCCACGCGUGGAUGCUCCCCCUGAACAUGUGCAACACGCCGCUCGCGCGUGCCGCCUCUAACCGCUUCCCUGCGUGGACUUCGGGCUGAAACAUGUUCGUGUCGUGGGUCCCGGUGAGUUUGCUUCUCGGCUUCGUCGUCUCUCGGACGUGGAGCGUUCAGAUGUCGUGGGAAAACUGGAAGACAGAGCCGCGCAGCCAAGGGAACGAGUUGGACAAGACGAGCUCUCAGCCGCACAUCGUCUUCAUCUUGGUGGACGAUCAGGGCUUCCGGGAUGUUGGAUACCACGGCUCUGAGAUCAAAACCCCGACUCUGGACCGGCUGGCAGCCCAGGGAGUCAAACUGGAGAAUUACUACGUGCAGCCGCUCUGCAGCCCCUCCAGGAGCCAGCUCAUGACCGGCAGGUAUCAGAUCCACACGGGCCUUCAGCAUUCCAUCAUUCGAGCCACCCAGCCCAACUGCCUCCCCCUGGAAAAUGGCACCCUGCCCCAGAAGCUCAGAGAAGCCGGUUACUCCACCCACAUGGUGGGGAAAUGGCACCUCGGCUUCUAUAAACGUGGCUGUCUUCCCACCCAGCGGGGUUUCGACACUUUCUUUGGUUCCCUCCUAGGAAGUGGGGAUUACUACAGUCAUUACAAAUGUGAAGGACCUGGAAUGUGCGGCUACGAUUUGUAUGAGGGGGAGGAGGCAGCUUGGGAACAGGACCGUGGUUUGUACUCUACUGUGAUGUUUACUCGAAAGGCUAUCAGUAUCUUAGCCAAUCACAACCCUCGCCAAAAGCCGCUGUUCCUCUACUUAGCUUACCAAGCAGUUCAUUCUCCACUGCAAGUUCCUGCCCGCUACCUUGAGCGCUAUAAGGGCAUUCCAAACCCGAGCCGACGUAAAUAUGCUGCCAUGGUUUCCUGCCUGGAUGAAGCCAUCCACAACCUCACGCUAGCACUGAAACACUACGGUUACUAUGACAACACAAUAAUAGUAUACUCCUCGGACAAUGGAGGACAGCCUUUAGCUGGUGGGAGCAACUGGCCCUUGAGGGGGAGUAAGGCCACCUAUUGGGAAGGUGGCAUCAGGGCAGUGGGCUUUGUUCACAGUCCCCUGUUAGUUAAAAAAGGGACAAAAUGUCGAUCUUUGGUCCACAUCACUGACUGGUUCCCUACACUGGUGACCCUGGGUGAGGGAUCUUUAGAUGAAGAUCUGAGUCUAGACGGGUACGAUGUUUGGGAGGCUAUCAGUGAAGGCCUCCCUUCACCUCGCCAAGACAUCCUUCAUAACAUUGAUCCAAUUUACAUCAAAGCCAAGAAUGGCUCAUGGAAGGCCGGGUAUGGCUUAUGGAACACAGCCAUCCAGGCUGCGCUCCGGGUGGGACACUGGAAGCUACUUACGGGUGUACCGGGCUACAGCGACUGGGUGCCCCCACAGACCUUCUCCAGCCAGCGGCUAACCAAUCGCUGGCAUAACGAACGUGUCCGCUGGGACCGUGGAAAAUCCAUCUGGCUGUUCAACAUCACUGCUGACCCAUAUGAGAGAGUGGACUUGUCUCAGCGCUACCCGCACAUUGUGAAGAAGAUGCUGAUGCGGCUCGCGCAGUACAACAAAACUGCCGUGCCGGUGCGCUACCCGGCCAAGGACCUGCGCUCCAACCCCCAGUACAACGGAGGGGUGUGGGGACCCUGGUACAAGGACGAGAAGGAGCAACAGGAGGAGAAGGAGCGAUACAAUAACUUAUUCACAAACCAUCUUGGCAAAAGAAAAUGGAAAAGCAAAUCAAAGAAUAGAAAGCUGAAAAGGAAGGCAGAAGAGUAACUUCCCACAGACCUCCGUUUGCCUUUUCUCAGGGAUUAACGCUUCCUGUGUCAGGGUUGUCUUCCCAGACAUCCCAGCUCCAGGUAGUUUAAACUGACUCUAGAUGCUUCAGGAUCAAACACUGCUGCCGUCCUCAUACAGCCAGGACCUCAGGCCAGGGUCACAGACUGGGUUAGAUUUUGUUGCAUGCUUGAACUUUUGUCACUUUUGGGUAGUUUCUGUAGAUUUAUAGAGCACAAAGUAACCCUUCCUUGACAGUUGCCAUAAAACUUGGUGACAGAGAAAUAAAGUAAGACAUAGUUCUAUUAUGUUGUUAAUUGCAGUGCUUCAGUACAUAGGAUUUAUGGCAUGUGUUGGUUUUUAUAAGCACAGUCUGCCUGUACUUUAGAAUAAUAGAAUUUUUUCCCUCUUUUAGAGGUCUGGUCCGGCACCAGGCCCAGCUGAAUGUAAGACAAACUAACUAAAUAAAC
Molecule: messenger RNA, 2571 nt
Organism: Melanotaenia boesemani (Boeseman's rainbowfish)
Lineage: Eukaryota; Metazoa; Chordata; Actinopteri; Atheriniformes; Melanotaeniidae
Gene: arsj
Product: arylsulfatase family, member J
Exons: 2
Coding region: 392-2101 (569 amino acids)
Source: RefSeq, a predicted model, not a curated record